AUGCGUGCCUACUGGUGGCUAUUGCUGCUCCUGAUUGUCGCUGCCCUUCACGACAGCUCGGGCUCCAUCCGAUCACCGACUGAAAACGUACCUGGUGAUCAAUCGUCACUUCACUCUCGUGCUGAGCAGGUGGAGGUCAGCACCAGAAGGCUUUUAAGAGCCAGCUAUAACUUCGCCGAUGCCGACACCAAAGCCAAGGACGCGGGUGGCGAAGAGAGAGUGGGUGUAGGGGUCAUCCUAGCGCACUACGUACAAGAAGGAGCGUCCACUACGGCUAAAGCUGCCAAGAAAGCGGCCGCCGUGGUCGAAACCACGAGUGGGAAGCUCAAGAGACUGGAUCAGUUCGUGUACAUGCGGCUGGAUCCGGCUCGCGAGUAUUCAUUUUUCAACGAGCUUCUCUACACCAAGAAACUGAAUCCGACUGAGGCCAAGGCCAAAAUUUUGGAGGAAUAUGGAGUACUCGGGAAAAAGUUGGCCAAGAGGUACGGCAUGUUUUACACCAACGAGCUGAAGCUAGCCGCCUCCUGA
This is a messenger RNA of Phytophthora sojae, 528 nucleotides long. RefSeq lists its product as hypothetical. NCBI's taxonomy places the organism in Eukaryota, Oomycota, Peronosporomycetes, Peronosporales, Peronosporaceae. The record is from RefSeq and is a predicted model, not a curated record. The transcript has a single exon. The coding region runs from base 1 to 528 and encodes 175 amino acids.